Messenger RNA from Chelonia mydas (Green sea turtle), 3961 nucleotides. It is a transcript of the gene USHBP1, whose product is annotated as USH1 protein network component harmonin binding protein 1. The record is from RefSeq and is a predicted model, not a curated record. The coding region runs from base 1162 to 3549 and encodes 795 amino acids. The transcript has 14 exons. Lineage: Eukaryota; Metazoa; Chordata; Testudines; Cheloniidae.
GGGGAGGACAUUGUUCCCACUGAAAACAGGAAGCAGCUCCAGCCUUUCCUGGUUAUGUGCUGGCUGAGACGCUUACAAACCCGCUGGCUAACGACCCAUGGAGGGCUGCACUGCCCCUCUCAGCCCAAAGGGGGCGCAGGCGGGAAGCUGCAGGUGGGCAUGGCGUGACCUGUAAGAGCACCGGCCACAGAGGCACUGAGAGUAACCAGGAGCUGCUUAUUCCUCGCAUAGGGUGUAACGGGGCUGACGUGCUCCAAGGUCGCAGGCUGGCCUCUCUGCCCAGCGGGAAUGUCACCCCACAGGAGGAGUGGCAUCUCCCUAGUACAGCUUCCAAAGCCAGGCUGCUUGCGGGGGCUGUAGCUGCAUCACUUGGCAGGCCUUAUACAUGAAGCAGGGGUGGGCUUGCCCAGUGGUUGGCUGGGAGCCCCCCAAACGAAGCCCAUGGCGCUGAGUGGUACCGCCGAUGAUCCAGUGCGGGGGGGGGUGGGUUUGAUUGGGGUGCUCCGGUGUGAAACAGGCAUCCCCAGCCUGUGUGGUCAUUAAAGAUCCUAUGCCACUCUCGGCAGGACUCAGGGGGUUACCUCCCAUCCCCUAGUGUCCUGGCCCCAUUCCAACACAGGGCUUUGCGAGCUCCCGUCCUUUUGCUGAUUUUUUCUCCUUAAAGCCCCAGCUGCUGGACUCCGGUGAUUAUGGGAGAAUUUCAGCUUCAAUUUUUUUAAAAAGUCAAAUCCCAGCCUUCCUGGCUGGGGAGAAAAGCUUGAAAAUGUGACCCCCAAAGGUUCCAAACCUGAAAGGUGAAUAAAACACCCCCAAUGUUUCACUUGUAAAAUCUCUGGAUUUUUAAACCAGUAUCUGGAUUACUGGGAGACAGGUUCAUGACUUUUGCAUGCUUGGGGCCUCCUGUCGCCCUGAAACCUUUCAUCGGGCCACCAUACUCUUUACUUCCUGUUGUCCUAGAAAUUGCUGUAUCAAGCGGCUAGUUCAGACUGGCUGAUGCGUUCCACACCAGAGCUGGCUGCUUUAGCAAUGCACUGGUGGGUGGGUGCCCUCUUGGCCCAAUUCUCUGUGGCCCUGCCCCUGGUGCUGUUGUUUACAGUGCAAAGUGACUGAGAAACACAGCUGAAUCCAAACGGAGCACUUUGCACAGGUGUCAGCGACAGGAUGCAGGGAAUCAGGGCCAUGGUCGGUGCAGGCUCUCAGAUCUUUCGGCAUGAAAGGAGCCUGAGAUGUCUGGGGUUCUCUGGGCGGGGUUCUCUGCAGGGCGAGCUGGACUCAAUCUCUGAGAGGGAGGAGGAGGCCGACGUAGCAGGGGCGGACGAGCGGGCAAUCCUGCGCUACGAGGAGCACAUCACCACACUGCUCGUCACCAUCACCCAGCUCCACAGCAAGGCCGAGCAGCUGCAGCAGAGGAGAACCAGAGAGGAAGAUGAGUAUUCAGAUCAGUGCUCCGAAUACACAGCGAGCCUUCCCAGGUGUGUGCAGAGGCCCUGCAGCUUAGCCAUCCGUCCGUUCCCCAUGGGCUGCAUGGAGGAAGGAGGCAGCUCCGACGUGUUCCUAGAUCUGCAGCAGGCUGUGGCCUCUCUGGAGAAUGCCGUGUUCUCCCGGCGGAGCCAGGCUCGGCUGCUUGGCAGUGCUGGUGGGGAGACGGGCGCAGGCAGCCCCAGCGCGGUGGGAGAGGAGUGGGCCCAGAUAGCCAAGACCCUGGAAGAGGUAGAACGAGGCCUGGGGGGUUUUGCGGGACUCCCAGAGGACAACAGGAGCUGUCCCUGGAAGGCAGCACCCAGGGCGCAGGGGGAGAAGACGAGCGAGGCCAGCCCAGGGCUCUCAGCCGAGGACAUGAGCUGGAUCAAGAAGGAAAUAGCCACAUACGCAGAGAGGAAUGCGGCUCUCCGGGUGGCGCUAGAGAGCAAGGAGGAGGAGCUAAGCAGGUCCAAGGUCACCCUGCAAGCAUUCCAGGAGGAACGGGAGAAGCUCCAGAGAAAGGUCCAGGAGCUGCAGGACUCACUGCUCCGAAUCGAGACACUGUCCCAGCCCUGCAGCCCCUCAGCAUCUGCCAGUGACACUGUCAGCACCAGGGGGUCGGUCAGCCCCGGCGGGGAAGGGGAGCCCUGGCCGCUCCAGGACCCAGUUGCCGCGGCCCAGAGCCUGAUCCGGUGCUUUCAGAGCUGCUCCAGCACCCAGCACCUCUGCCGCCUGUUCCCCCAGCACCGCCCCCCAGCGUCGGAGAGCCACGUCAGGGAGUGGGAAGCUCGGACGCAGCAGCUGCGAGGGUGCAUCGAGAGGCUCAAAGGCCUGAACCAGCUGCUCUCGGGGACGCUGCAGGAGUGGAAGGGCCACUCGGAGAGGCUCAGCAUGCUGCUGGGGCAGCACGAGUCCAACAGCACGGCCCUGCGCCUGGCCGCGCAAUACAGCGAGCGCUGCGUGGAGGCCUACGAGGUGCUGCUGUCCCUGGCCGGGGUGAAGCUGGGGCCCUGGCUGGAGCCAGUGGAGGAGGGAGAUGCCCUGGACAAAGGAGAGCCCGGGGCGCGCGCCCCCAACAGCCCCGGCGGCAGGACGGGGGCUGUGCUGGAAGAGGCCAGGAGGUUCCUGGGGAGAGCGGAGCCUGAGGGCGAGGAAGCCGGGUCGGGGCAGGACGGGGCUGGGACCCAUGGAUGGGAAAGCAGCACCCCCAGCCCCGGGGCCCUGGGGCCCCGAGGGGCGGAGGAGGGGAUUCUGCACGAGUACAUCCGGCAGCUGCGGGCGGAGCAGGCCUCGGUGGAGGUCUCCCUGCUGGAGCUGGGCUGCCAGGCCGCGCCUGGUUCUGCCGGUGCCGUGAUCCAGAGUAACGACACCAUCAAGGCCAAGCUGGACGAGGCCGUCAGGGUCGCAGGCGGGGUCCUGCCCAGGGAGACACCAAGGCCAAAGAUGGAGAAGCCACAGCUACUGCACGACUUAGUGGCCAUCAGGGAGUCAAUGGCGGAUCUGAAGACCCGGCUGCACCUGGCGGAGAAGGAGACGCGAGGCCUGGAGCUCUGCAGCUACACACACCGGGCGCAGGAGGCCGCCCACCUGCUGCUCAUCGAGCACCUGCAGGGGGAGCUGGACGGGCAGCGGGGCCGGCGCCCCAGCUCCGGGAGCAGCAGUAGUGGAGACAGCACCAGCUGCAGCAGCUGCCUCGGGGACGUCGGGAGACGGGAGGCAGAAGCUGCUAGACCCCAGGCUGCCCUGGAUCGGGAGACGAUGAUGCUGGAGCUGGUUGGGGCACUGGCCCGGAGCAGGGAGCUGAGGGGCCAAGCCCAGGGCCUGGCGGCCUCCCUGGAGCACCGCAGCACGACCAGCCGGGUGCAGCAGGCCCAGUGCGUCGGGAUCACCAGAGACUUCUUCCAGGCUCACAGCGCCCUGGUGCUGGCCUACAGGAAUGCCAGGAGGAAGCAGGAGGCUCAGCUGCAGAGGCUGGAGGCCCAGAUGGGUGCGAUGGGCGAGCGGCAUGCGGAGCAGCUGCGCUCGCUCACACAGGCUCUGCAAAGGCUGGAAGAGCGUCGCGUGGCCGGCAGCGAGACCUGCAUCUAGGGCAGAGCCACGGUGGGGGGUGGGGAUGGCUGAGUCCCUCCUGCUGGCGUGCAGGGGUGACCAGCUGACAGGGCCCAGGGUCGCCUCUCCAAUCCAUGGGGAGCUGGGAGCAGGGGGUCUUCUGUUCAUUGAGUUUAUUGCUCAUAAAUCACACCCCGCAGCCCCCUGCUAGCCCAGCCCUGGGCUCCCCACACACAGCUGUGCCCAUGCCCCCCAGCCUGUCCUGGUUUCCCACCCAGAGAUCUGCACUGGGGGGAGGUUAGCGCCUGGGAGCUAUUCUUGGUGCUGAGCAGGAAGGGGUUAAUAGCAGAGGGUUGUACAGAUGAGUUGGGUCUGGUUUUAGUCCAUGCUGGGCCCAGGGGCUGUGGCAUUUGGGUGGAGAGGAAAUCACUCAAUAAAGAGAUCUCCAGUC